CCAGACGUUGCUGAAAGUCCCACACAAGGAAGUAGCCUCCUACGGCGAAGGGGCACACGAAGACAGCGACGAGUAAGCUACGACAGAGGAGAAGUUGGACAAGAGGAAAACUCAAACAUGGCUCCAGCCUCCAUCCCCAGUCCUCAGCUCUCCCCUGCAGACCCGGUGUCUCUGGUCCAGUUGAAGAAGGUAUCGGUGGUGCUGGUGGACUGCUGCAGAACACAAGGUCCACAAGGGAAGAACACAAAUAUCAGCAGUGAUGCAGAGCAGCCUGAGACCCAUAAAGGAGAGAGGCCUAACCAGUGCACUCAAUGUGGGAAGAGUUUCAGAAGCAAGGCAGAUCUCACCAAACAUUUCCGCAUUCACACAGGAGAGAGACCAUACCAUUGUUCUCUGUGUGGCAUGAACUUCGGUUUACUGGAUAGUUUAAAAAAGCAUAUGCUUAUUCACACAGGCGAAAGGCCGUACCACUGCUCUGAUUGUGGCAAAAGUUUUAGACAAAGCGGAAACCUCAAAACACACCAACGCAUUCAUACAGGAGAAAGGCCACAUCACUGUACCCAGUGUGGCAAGAGCUUUAAACGUGAGCAUCAUCUCAUAGCACACAGUGUCUUGCACACUGGAGAGAGACUUUACCACUGCAGUCAGUGUGGAAAAAGUUUUAGGCAAAAGUUUUGUCUCACCAUUCACCAGCGUAUUCAUACUGGAGAGAAGCCGUAUCCCUGCAGCCAUUGUAGCAAAAAGUUUUCUCACCUUUCAGAUAUGGUAAAACAUGAGCGCAUUCACACAGGGGAAAAGUUAUACCACUGCACUAAAUGCGGUAAGAGUUUUGCCCAAAAGGGAGCUCUCAAAGUACAUCAGCGCAUUCACAGUGGGGAAAAGUACCACUGCACACAUUGUGGCAAGAGCUACGCCAGUCAAGGUCAUUUGAAGGCACACUUGCGUGCUCACACAGGAGAGAGGCCAUAUGUUUGCACUCAUUGUGGUAAGAGUUAUAGAUUAAAAUGCAGUAUGGAAAAACACAUCCGAAAACAACACACAGGAGAGGGGAUACACCACUGCCCCCAAUGUGGCAAAGGUUUCUCUGAAUUGUCACACUUCAGAGAGCAUCAAUUCGUACACACAGGAGAGACACCAUAUUGCUGUACUGAAUGUGGGAAGGGAUUCAUUUCAGAGAAAAAUCUGAAAAGACACAAAUUAAUUCACAUUAAAGACAAACCGUACCACUGUACUCAGUGUGACAAGAGAUUCAGUCGAAAGGAUUAUUUAAUUAUACACCAGCGCAUUCAUUCAGGAGAGGAGCAAUACAGUUGUCCCAUAUGUAGUAAGAGUUAUUGCUCAAUGUCUAGACUCAAAAUGCACCAGCGUAUUCACUCUGGAGAGAGACCCUACCACUGUACUCUGUGUGACAAGAGUUUCAUUGAGAAGGCCAAUCUUAAAUUGCAUCAGCGUGUUCACACAGGAGAAAAACCAUAUCCCUGCACUCAGUGUGGCAAGAGAUUCUCUCAAAAGGGAAAUUUAAAAAAGCAUCAGCGUACUCAUAAAGAAUGAAAGCUCAACCUCUGAUUAGAACCUGAUUUUGUU
Sardina pilchardus (European sardine) is the source of this 1584-nucleotide messenger RNA. RefSeq names its product gastrula zinc finger protein XlCGF57.1-like. Bases 118 to 1551 code for a protein of 477 amino acids. The record is from RefSeq and is a predicted model, not a curated record. The transcript has 3 exons. Lineage: Eukaryota; Metazoa; Chordata; Actinopteri; Clupeiformes; Clupeidae. Gene Ontology annotation, biological process: regulation of transcription by RNA polymerase II. Gene Ontology annotation, molecular function: RNA polymerase II transcription regulatory region sequence-specific DNA binding; DNA-binding transcription factor activity, RNA polymerase II-specific. Gene Ontology annotation, cellular component: nucleus.